Molecule: messenger RNA, 1256 nt
Organism: Cynara cardunculus var. scolymus (artichoke)
Lineage: Eukaryota; Viridiplantae; Streptophyta; Magnoliopsida; Asterales; Asteraceae
Product: tRNA 2'-phosphotransferase 1
Exons: 8
Coding region: 110-1039 (309 amino acids)
Biological process (GO): tRNA splicing, via endonucleolytic cleavage and ligation
Molecular function (GO): tRNA 2'-phosphotransferase activity
Source: RefSeq, a predicted model, not a curated record
GGUGCGAUUAAGAAAUAGCACCGCCAUCGCCAGUUCGCCUCCAAUUCUGUGCAUCGGAUAUCCACACCACGUGGCGGAGUCCGGACAAAAGCGACACCGCCGACCACCGAUGUUUGCAAGCCUCGCCAGCGGUACGUUCGGAACCCUGCGCCACUUCCGUUCUUCUUCUUCAGUUCCAUUUCUGUCAUACUAUACUUCCUACUCUUCACUCUUCAAGUUUCAUGCCCUAACAUCGAUCAUGGAUUCCAUCAACUACACCAAAAACAGUCAUGGAAGCUCCUCCUUCUCUACCUCUGCUCGUUCUUCUAGAAGUGGUGGUGGAGGAAGAGGUUCAGCAACGAAAGAAAGCCAUGGAAGGUCAAGAGGGCGAGGUGGAGGUGGAGGUGGUGGUGGACAAGAUAGAAUCGAUGCUCUUGGAAGGCUCUUGACCCGAAUUUUGAGGCAUAUGGCUUCUCAGCUGAACUUAAAUAUGAGGAGCGAUGGGUAUGUCAAGGUUCAAGAUCUACUGAGACUCAACCUGAAAACUUUCGCCAAUGUUCCAAUAAGUUCUCACACGGUUGAUGAUAUUAAGGAGGCAGUCAUAAGGGAUAAUAAGCAGCGGUUUAGCUUGCUUGAAGAGAAUGGGGAGCUUUUGAUCCGUGCAAACCAAGGUCAUACAGUGACGUUGGUUGAGACGGAAAGUUUACUUAAACCGAUCCUUUCAGCUGAAGAAUUUCCUGUUUGUGUACAUGGGACCUACAAAAAGAAUUUAAAAUCGAUCUUGGAAAGUGGUCUCAAACGCAUGCAAAGGCUACAUGUCCAUUUCUCUUGCGGUUUACCAACUGAUGGUGAAGUAAUUAGCGGUAUGAGGAGGGAUGUCAAUAUCUUGAUCUUUCUUGAUGUUAGAAAAGCUCUUGAAGGGGGGAUGAAGCUUUACAUAUCGGACAACAAAGUGAUCCUGACUGAAGGUUUUGAUGGUGUUGUCCCUGUUGAAUAUAUCGAGAGGAUAGAAUCAUGGCCCGAUAGGAAGCUUAUACCGAUCGAGACUUACCUCACCUGAACCCUUUGUGACCUUUUCGCUAUCUUCGGCUAUUAUCCUUGAUAUUCUUCUUUACAAGGGUUUAAAUCGACGUUUUCUCGAGCUCAGAAGGUUAGCCUUUAUUUAGCCAUGAAUUACAAAUAUGUAUUCUAUGAACCUGAUUUUGUAGCUUAACUUUGGCAAUUUGAACAUGUCAAUUAUAUUAAUUUUUAAAAGAAUGAUUCUUACUUUGUUUUCU